Poeciliopsis prolifica (blackstripe livebearer) is the source of this 1903-nucleotide messenger RNA. RefSeq names its product cell adhesion molecule DSCAM-like. Gene Ontology annotation, molecular function: protein binding. Gene Ontology annotation, biological process: axon guidance; cell-cell adhesion. The transcript is spliced from 9 exons. The record is from RefSeq and is a predicted model, not a curated record. Bases 84 to 1580 code for a protein of 498 amino acids. Lineage: Eukaryota; Metazoa; Chordata; Actinopteri; Cyprinodontiformes; Poeciliidae. Gene Ontology annotation, cellular component: plasma membrane; axon.
CAUAUUUAAAGGCUGAAUGCCACCGGGGUGAGCUGACAUCGUGAAUAGAUAAUAAAAUUACUGAUCCAGGUGAGAGGAAUAAGAUGGAUCAUUUGGGAAGGAAAUUCUCUGCUUUCUAUUGCCUCCUUCUCCUUUGUCUUCUCAAAGGUUGUACCUGUCAAUACCACACAACAGUAACGGUGGGAGCAGACGUUUCUCUAACAUGCAACUAUAAUAUUUGGGAACACGGCAGGCUGCCCUUUUGCUGGGCCAGAGGAUCUACAUCUGCAUUUGGCUGUAACAAUCAGGUGUUGAAGUCAGACGGGACCUGGGUGAACUACAGGCUGUCGUGGCGUUAUGUUCUCAGGGGUAAUCUUGAUUAUGGGGAUGCCUCACUCACCAUCACACAGGUUCAGGAGGGUGACUCGGGCAAAUAUAUCUGUCGAGUGGAAAUACCAGGCUGGUUCAACGACCAGGAAGUUGAGACUACUCUCUAUGUUGUGCCAGGACGCCCCUCUCCACCACAGGUGGGACUCACAGAGCUGAACCAAAGAUCUGCCACAGUUGGUUGGAGCCCUCCAUUUGAUGGCGGCAGAUACAUUUCAGUUUAUCUGAUUGAUUUUAAACGCAGCGAUGCGUCCUGGAGUGUCGCUGCAAGAACUCAGGAUUUCAAGACUCAGGUGACUUUGGUUGAUUUACGUCCUGCCACUACCUACGACCUCUGUGUGUUUGCUGUUAACAGUGUGGGGGCCAGUGAUGCCAGCAAUGUUCUGACAUUUACGACACAGGAAGCAGCGCCUGAGGGCCCACCACUUGAUCUGCAACUUCAGGCUGUGAGCACUCGGAGUAUCAGAGUGACCUGGAAGCCUCCACAGGUUGAACUCAGAAACGGCGUUCUGCGCAGUUACACCAUCAGCUAUAGAGAUUAUGACGCACCGGUUCAGAAAUGGUCGCACCUAACAAAGACGGCUACAGGUGAUCAGGAGAGCGUCCUGCUCACCGAUCUGCAGCCUUCGUCCAGGUACGAUGUACUGAUUCAGGCCUGGACAAACGCAGGAGAAGGACCUGCUGCGACCGCACCUCUCUGCUCUACUCUGGGUGAAGCAACUACCGGUACAACCACUUCCACUACUGCUACAACCACAGCAACACACACAAGCCUCUCUGUGGUACUUCCGGAUCCACCUAUAAUUGGGUUGCGAAAGGUGAUAAACUACACCAUUUUAAUUUUCUGGACCCCUGGUUUUGAAGGCGACAGCCCCAUUUCCGGUUUCUACCUGGAGUACAAAGCACAAAAUGCCUCAUGGGAUAACACAGAAACUGUCAUCGAUUUUGACGCCAAUGAGACAGAGGCCACGUUGAUAGAGUUUAAUCCUUCAACAUACGACAUUCGAAUGUUUGCUAAAAACAGUCUGGGAACCAGUAAAGCCAGCAAUGUUCUCACCGUGACCAAUGAAGAAGGAGGUCUUGGUUUCUCAUCCUCCUCGGCUGGUUGUGUUUCACUGUAUGCUCCAAAAACACCGCGGGACAUAAUGUUGAUGUUUUUAGGAUGUCUGUGGUUCUUUUGGCAAACAUCAGAAUUCAACCUUUGCUUGGCAUGACAGAUAAAACAAUAGUAAUGAAAUUCAUCUUAAAUGCACCUUAAAGAAACAGCUUAUCAUCUUUGAACAAGUGGUGACGCCACAUGUGCAGUGGAAUCUACUUGUGAUCUUAUUACAUGCAGGAGUCUACUUCAAAUUUUGGCAGAUUUUCACUGUUGCUACAAUAACCUCACUGUCAAAGAUUAUUGAUAAUUUAUUCUGUUUAAUUUUGUUUUAUUUUCUUGACUGAACAUUUUAUUAAAAAAAACUCAUUUUCUUUCUAAACAUCGUUAAGCACCUUUAAACAUAAUGUGUUGGUCUACUGUAUUACAUGAAAAUCCCAA